Molecule: messenger RNA, 478 nt
Organism: Ambispora leptoticha
Lineage: Eukaryota; Fungi; Glomeromycota; Glomeromycetes; Archaeosporales; Ambisporaceae
Source: the annotation of a GenBank genome assembly
AUUUCUAAGUUUUUUAAUUCAAAUCCCUUAUGCACCAAAAGCUGAACCGAAUUUUCCGUCGUUGAUAUCGUUAUCAUUCAUUCUUAUGGAAUCUUCUUUCAAUGGGCAUAAGGAAACUAGCCCAUUUCUAGAGAUGCACAUUUAUGCUUAUAAAAUAUCAAAACAAAAUAAUAUGGAAAAAGAAUCAAAUACUAAUUCAACGGAUCAAGUUCCGCCGCCUAAUAAUAAUAUCCUCGAUGACAUAAAUACACCACCACCACCAGAUCCAUUGACAAUGUACUGUCCAUAUUGUCAGCAACAAGUGUUGACCACAGUAACGAGAAUUCCGGGUGCUCGUGCUUAUUGUUGUUCAGCCUUAUUGUGUUGUGUGUUUUGGCCGUUGUUCUGGUUACCAUGUGUAAUGAAAGAAUGUCAAGAUGAAUUUCAUCAUUGUUCAAGGUGUAAACGUGUUUUAGCUAUAAUUGAAGACGAACCAUAA